Molecule: messenger RNA, 4973 nt
Organism: Mobula hypostoma (lesser devil ray)
Lineage: Eukaryota; Metazoa; Chordata; Chondrichthyes; Myliobatiformes; Myliobatidae
Gene: tmem30b
Product: transmembrane protein 30B
Exons: 7
Coding region: 191-1234 (347 amino acids)
Cellular component (GO): Golgi apparatus; plasma membrane; endoplasmic reticulum
Source: RefSeq, a predicted model, not a curated record
CCUCGCCCACAUCGGAGGUAAACGUCCGGGAUCGAAAAGCUGAGGCGGCCGUCGUCCGUUUUCUCUGUUGCUCCCACCCCACUUGAUAGUUUCUUUGGGUCGCUUCCCCACCCACAGGUGACAGGAAGAGGCCAGGGUCAAACUUCUCGACUUCUUUCUUCUUCCUGCUGUGCCAAAGUCGGCGGCAGGAAUGCCGCAGGUCGCGGGAUCGAGCCGACACGAAGGCGAGGUUACCUCGAACAAGCCAGAUAACACCGCGUUCAAACAGCAGCGACUGCCGGCCUGGCAGCCCUUCCUGUCGGCGGGAUACGUCCUCCCCACCUUCUUCAUACUGGGGGUGAUAUUCAUCGGGAUAGGGCUCGGCCUCUACUUCACCUCCAACAGCAUUAUCGAGAUCGAGCUUGACUACACUGGCAACCAACCGAACAGUUCGUGCUUCCAAUGCACUAACAGCACAGUCAAGAACUGCAAAUGUAGCGUAACGUUCAAGGUGGACACCGUGUUGGUGGGCCCUGUUUACAUGUACUAUGAACUAUCGAACUUCUAUCAAAAUCAGCGGAAAUACGGAGUCUCCCGAGAUGACGAUCAGCUGAACGGGGACUUGAAGUAUUUAAAGAAUCCCUCAGAGUACUGCAAACCAUUCCGCCGGGAUGGUGAAGGCCGGCCCAUUGCUCCCUGUGGCGCGAUCGCAAACAGCAUGUUUAAUGAUUCCUUUAUUGUAUAUAAGCUGAAUAACACUGGGUCUCACACCAAGAUCCCUUUAAAUGCCAAAGGAAUUUCUUGGUGGACGGACUACAAUGUCAAGUUUAAUAACCCCAAGGUGGACAAUGGGUCUGAUCUAAAGAAGGCAUUUGAAGGAACUGGAAAGCCUAUCAACUGGCCCCGACCCGCCUACGAGUUGGACACUAACCCGGAAAACAACGGCUUCAUCAACGAAGACUUCCUCGUCUGGAUGAGGACGGCAGCCUUGCCGACAUUCCGCAAGCUCUAUCGCCGCAUCGACGGAGGACUGGAGCCAGGAAACUAUUCUGUGGAGAUAAGCUACAAUUAUCCGGUGAUCAGCUUCAAUGGACAGAAACGCAUAACGUUCAGCACCAUAUCGUGGAUGGGUGGAAGGAACCCAUUCCUGGGGAUUGCUUAUCUUGUCUGUGGUAGCGCGUGCAUUGUUGCCUCUGUGGUCAUGCUGAUAGUCUACAUCAAGUAUCAGGGACAGCGUGAGUUCAUAGAGGAUUAGUGAUACGACAUAUCGUUCUGUUGUCGCAGGGUGAUGUGUUUCGGAGGGUGCUCGCUAUAAUUUAACUCUUAGGUUGAUGGGGGAGCAGAUUCUUUCAUUCUGUGAUAUAUUUAAUACAGUUUAAAGUAAGUAAUUACGUUUAAACACAGAUCAUAUAAUUUAUACAUUCAUUUCAGAUCUGUUUUCUUUUUGAGAUAUUAGAUGAUUUGGCAGUAAAAGUCUAUUGUAAAGAAUUAUUCCACUUUCUUCAGUUCUUGCAGCUAUUUGAUUAGCUGUUGAAGUAAAUUCAUAUUGAUAUUUCCCCCCCCCCAGUCUUUAUUCUCAAUACAUUCAUCAGGGUUUCCGUGACGAUUUCUUAAGUACCAAUUGCACUUAUUUCUAGCAUCUGCAGUAUCCUGUGUCCCCAAUAAUCAAAACCUUGUAGGUUAUGGAAUCAAAAAUUAAUUGACAUCAGUUGGUAUUUUCAGCAGAGAGUUCUAAAUUUUGUUGAAGCAUUUUGCAAUUUAAUUCCUGAAAGGACAAUUUCUUUUAAACUAAAAAUCAGUCUUGGGAGAUUAGCUUUAUUUGUCAUUUUCAUUUUUAAAUCUUUUUUAUUAAUUAUUAUUGAAAAUCAACAACAAAAAAAAUACAUCAAGAUAAGACAACAUAUCCAUAUGUAGAAUAAGAGUUAAACUAUCAACCAAACUGAACAAUAUAUCAAUAAUGAUAAAAAAACAAAAUGUUAAAGCUAUUUUUUGGAAAAAAGAAAGAAAAAAGAACCCCUACUAACUAAAACAAAAAAAACCAAUAACAAAAAAAAACGGGAAAAAGAAACCCAUUUGGAGCACAAACCCGGAGUUAUAAGCCAUACAAGCUUCCAUAAAAAGAGACAUCAUUCCACCAACCAAAUCCGUAUACCCAAGCAUCAGAAAAGGACCAUCUUAAUUAACUCAAAUCAAGUGAUAAUAACGGGCAAAAGGCCCCCACCUUUUCUCAAAGUCAAAUCUAGGAUCAAAAGUUCGACUUCUAAUUUUUUCCAAACUAAGACAUAACAUCACCUGAGAGAACCAUUGUAUCAAAGUGGGAGCAGAGGCAUCUUUCCAUUUUAAUAAAAUAAUCCUUCUAGCCAAUAAUGUGACAAAUGCAAUUACGUGUUGGUCUGAUAUAGAAAUACCAUGAAUAUAUUGGGGAAUUAUACCAAAUAAAACUGUCAAUUUAUUAGGUUGUAAAUUGAUUUUUAAAGCUUUAGAAAUUGUAGCUUUAUUUGUCACAUGUUCAAAGUACAAAGUACAUUUACUAUCAAAGUAUCUAUACUAUAUUACAAGCUUGAGAUUCAUCUUCUUACAGGCAGCCACAAAACAGAGAAACCCAGAAGAACCCAUUUAAAAAAAAAAGACAAUCAAGCAUCCAAUGUUUGCAGGAAGAAAAAAAAGCAAAUCGUGCAAACAGUAAAAGUAAACAAAUAGCGCUCAGGACAGAAGUGAAGCUCGGAGCAGACCACAGCCUCAGUUUUACGCAGAGCUGAGUAAGUGCCAUGGAGCAGCGAGCAGAACCAGCCCAACACUCGCCCCUUGGCUCGACGCCCUGCCUUUUCAAUCUAUCUGGCCCAGCGUUUAAAUUGUCCAAACAUCAACAUGGGCCUGGACUGUACUGCCGUGUUUUGGCUUGUACCUGACCUUUCCAAAUCGGCCUGGCGCUUGGAUCAAACAAACCUCGCUCUUGGUUUAGGCGGAUGGGCCUCGAAUCUGCCUCUGCUCUGUUCCGCUCACCCCGACUUUGACUUGAAUAUGCCUUGGACCUUGCCCCAACUUCGCCUCAAACCCGCUUUAACCUCACCUUGACUUCACCUGGCAGUCACACGCUUCAGCCCUUGACUCAGUCUCACCUUUGCUCGCUUCUCCAUUGUUUGCGGUGAUCAUUUGCCAUGAAUUUUACAAGUAUUAUUAAUAAAGUAUUUAGUUGUAUUCAUUGUUUUGUUUGCUGCCAGUAAGUAGUCACUAGGUUUCACCGGGACGAUCUUAUACCGGAAUGUACAUCAAAAUAUAGUGAGAUCGUAAUUUUGCAUCAAAUCAAAUCCGUGAAGAUUUCCACACUUUUGGUGUCAACAUAGCACGCCCACAACUCACUAACACUUAACUCUGUCUUUGGAAUAUGGGAGGAAACUGGAGCACUUGGAGGAACUCCACAUGGUCACCGGUAGAACGUACAAACUCCUUGCAGACAGUGGCUGGGCUCAAAUCCCAUUCUUACAGCCGGAGCGGUAUAGUAUUGCACUAAGCACUACGCUGCUGUGUUGGCCUGAACGUGCCAGCCUAUGAAUACAGAAGCAAAUUAUCAUCCGCCCCUCAUUCCAGCGAACCCUAGUUUGUGUAAAGCAACCCUUGGAGGCCAGGGUGGGGCCAGUUCUGCUCGCCGCUCUGCGAUGUUUCUUCGCCACAUUGGGGCUGUAGCCUGCUCCGGCUACUGCGGGCUUCGUGCCUGCAGGCUCUGUGACGUUAACUCCGCUACGUGCUGAACUGAGGCUGAGGCUGUGGCCUGCUCUGGUGGACUUUGUUCUAGAUGCUAUUUGCUUACUUUUAUCGUUUGCACAAUUUGUUUUUUUUUCCCUCACCUUCCACAUUGGGAGUUUAUUGGUCUUUUUAAAAAAUUGGUUCUUCUGGGUUUCUUGUUUUGUGGCUGCCUGGAAGGAGACAAGUCUCAAGGCUGUAUAAUGUAUGGGCACUUUGUUAAUAAAUGUACUUUGAACUUUGAGAUGGGUGGCAUUCAGGUAAAUCUCCAUCGCAGUUCCUCCAAGUGUAACCUAUCCUUCCCAUGGAAGACCUUUCGAAGAGACCUUGUAAGGCUUUUAGUGACCUGUGAUAAAUUCUAGAGAAGAAUUGAAAACUUAUUAGGAACUAACAUCAAGUUAAAAGUGCAGUGUUUAGGCACACACAAGCCAAGUUAUAACACCAGAGCAAUUGGUAGAAUAAAUUAUUAUAAUUAAAUCAAUGAUUGAGCUAAAGUGUUAAGAAAUCUAUGUGCUUCGUCCCUGGGAGCUGUACAGAACUUUUUUUGUAGUCCUGAAAGAGCCAUUUAAUUUGAAUGAAAACAUAGGUAUUCUGACAAGUUGUGCUAGUCAGAAAAUUUGGAAACUCUUUGAAUUAUCUUUUAUUACCAUCAGUUUACAAUUGUGGUUUCCUGGAUAUGUUAGUGUUUUCAACUUUAGAAGAGUCUAGGACCAGAGGGCACAGCCUCAGACAAGGAACAAACAAGGAAUAAACAAGGAAUUGCUUCAGCUGAACGAUGGUGAAUCUGUGGUAUUUGUUACCACAGAGGGUAGUGGAGGCCAAGUCAUUGGGUAUAUUUAAGGAGGUGCAGGUGUAAGAAAGGGGUUGAAGUAAACUCAGCAGUGAUUGAAACCUGAUGGGCAGUGUUAGGGCAUAUGGCAAAUAUUUUCUUCACCAGCAACCAAUCUGCAGCCAUAAAUGUGGAUUGUAGAUUGAAUUUAAAACAAAGCUCUGAACAAUAGUUUUUCUGGAGCUGAUUGCAAACUGGACCAAUGCCGAUUGACAUUCAUUCUGGGUGGCUGGAGUGUGGGUGCAAAGAAGGAGGUGUGUGAAAACUGUAUGUAACUCAAAGGAAGCAUUGUAGAUACAUUGUAACUCUGGUAUUGUCUUGUUACCUUUGAUCUUUAGCAUGUAAAAAGUCAUGUAAAAUUGGGUUGAACAGGCCUCUUUCUCUGAGAGUACCUCAUUUUGUGGAAUAAAACACAUCUCCGUUC